This is a messenger RNA of Stylophora pistillata, 4902 nucleotides long. RefSeq names its product mucin-like protein. Gene Ontology annotation, biological process: cell-matrix adhesion. Gene Ontology annotation, molecular function: calcium ion binding. The record is from RefSeq and is a predicted model, not a curated record. Lineage: Eukaryota; Metazoa; Cnidaria; Anthozoa; Scleractinia; Pocilloporidae.
AUGGGAUAUUCUAUUCAAUCACUGCGUGAUUCUAAAGAAAAUAGAAGCAGAUCUGAGCUGUGCAAUAUUGGUGUUUUCGGUACCACUAUCAGCGUAUCAUCUGAGGUCUCGUCGUCUUCCGUCCCAAUGUGUGAAUGUCCUUGUGGCUCUGGUUUGACAGUUUCAACACAAAGCGUGUCUUCGUCAUAUCGUGCAGGGAACCUUAAAUCCUACUCAUACAGUGUUUCAGCACCAAGUGUGUCUUCGUCAUAUGGCUCAGGGAACCCUACAUCCUACUCAUACAGUGUUUCAUCCACCAAUAAAACACAAAAUUAUGCCACCAGUUCGUACUACACAUCAUCUUCUCUGACUCCUGUUUGUUAUUGCCCAUGUGGCACAUCAACAUCGGUCGUGAAUGCGAUUUCUGUGUCUGGCAUCCAGCCCACACCGAGCUCAGUUCUCAAUGCUUCUACAUCUGCAGUUGUCUCCUCGUCAAUCAAUGAUUUUGCCACGGAAGCUCCUUCAAGCGUGGUUGACCACACCUCAUUGUGUGAGUGUCCCUGUCACAUAACGUCUAGGUUUUUAGCACAAGCGUCCUCGUCAGUAUCUGAUUUAGGAAGCCUUUCGUCCUUCACAUCCAGCGCUUUUGGACAACGUUCUUCAAUUUUGGCAGAAAGCUCAUGGUCCGUGUAUGAUUCAGGGAGCCACUCAUCCUUCACAAACAGCGUUUUUGGACAAAUUUCUUCAGCUUUGGAGGAAAACUCAAGGUCUUUGUAUGAUUCGGAGGGCCUCUCAUCUUCCGCAUCCAGCGCGUUUGCCGAAAGUCAUUCAGUUUCAGGAGAAAACUCAUGGUCGGUGUAUGGUUCAGAGAACCCUUCAUCUUCCACACCCAUGGUUUUUGCGCAAAAUGCUUCAGUUCCUGCAGAAACAUCAUUGUCGGUGUAUGAUUCAGAGAACCUUUCAUCUUCCACAUCUAUGGGUUAUAUACAAGAUACUCCAGGUUCAGUAAUAGCCCCAAUGGCGUUAACUGUUUCAGAGAACCUCGUAUCCUCCGCAUCUACUGGUUUAAUGCAAGACAUUUCUUCGGUUUCAGGGAGCCUUACAUCCUAUUCAUCAAGCGUUGGACGGAAAAUAAUAUCACCCACCAAUACAUACAGAAUGUCAUCGCGUUCGGCUUCCUCUGUCUGUUAUUGCCCAUGCAACACAUCAACACCUGCUCCUUCGCCAAUCAGCACUGUGUCUGGCAUCCAGCCCACAUCGAGCUCAGUUCUCAAUGCUUCUACAUCUGCAGUUGUCUCCUCGUCAAUCAAUGAUAUUGCCACGGAAGCUGUUGUUUCCCCCACGCCCACUCCAUCAGUUGCAAGCAACAUGUAUCCCUACGGACCGCAGCAAAAAGAUAAUGAAUUCGGUCUGGACGAUUCUCCUUAUUACUACUCCGACCACUGCCUGAAGAUCAAGACAGACUGGAUUGGAAUUCCUUUUUUCUCGGAGAGGCAUUACAAGUUAUAUAUUUGUCGAAAUGGUAUAAUCCAGUUGAAUUAUGAGUGGAGCUGGUGGUGGCCUCGGAAAUUUGGUAUCUACUGGUGGUCCAGAAACAUGGGUAUUAUUGCACCCUUCUGGGCCACAACCGACUCUUAUUUUGCCUUCAGAUACGGCAAUUCAAAGGUCUAUUAUCAAGUGUACAGCCAAACCAAAGAAACGUCAAAUGAAAUUCUGGAUAUAGCUUCAAAGCAUGUGCAGAGCUACAACAAAGGAUUUGGCGAAUUUAAGGCCACUUGGGUCCUUGUUGUGACCUGGGAAAAGCUCUGUCCAUACGUGUAUUAUCCAUACUACUAUUACUACAGAGACAUCAACGAGCAGAAUUUUCAGUUGAAUUGUCCCCGAAGUAACACCUUCCAAGCUGUCUUGAUAACCGAUGGGUUUAACGCAUUUUUGAUGUAUAACUACCCCCCUAAAGGAAUACAGUGGCUGGUUGACACAGAGCCUUGUGAAUUAUACUUUAUCUUAAUUUUUUGGAUUGUUUCCCAGAGUAACACCUUCCAAGCUGUCUUAAUAACGAAUGGAUUUAACGCUUUUUUGAUGUAUAACUACCCCUCUAAAGGGAUACAGUGGCUAGUUGACGAAGAUCCGGAUAACUACCGUUACUGGACCUACUUCUAUGGUCUUCCUGUUGCCGGCUGGAAUGCAGGGGACGACGGCGAACAUUUUGAGAACUUGAAAGGCUCUGGUACAUUUGGAUUGACUGAAAUCGAUAAGAAGGCAGGAAACACGGGUGUGGUGGGAAGGCACUUUUGGAGAAUUGAAAACAGCGACGGAGAAGGUGCACAGGAGAAAUGCUUACGUUGGGACAUGCAAAAUAGAGCCUGGAAAGUUCUCGACCGGUAUGAGGAACUUAUCCAAUCAGACUCGGAAAUGGCCUGCCCCUGUACUGGGUGGCAGGCAUUUUUCGAUAGGGGACGAUUUAGGUGGAAUUGGAGGAACUCAUGGCCUGAAUUAUGUUUUGAGUCCAGACGUUCCAAGCGCUUUGAAUUCAACACCACAGAUGGACCAUUAGAAUUUGAAUUGAUACAACAGUGUUGUUACUCUACACAGUGGGAAGACUGGUUAUCCCUUAAGUUCGGACCACCUGACGGAGGACGCGUAAAACUCACAUUCCCAGAUGACUCGAAUAAUCGCACAAAAAGCUUCUACACAGAUGAGCAGGCUUAUAAAUAUUGCUGCGUCGACUCACUCAACUGUGAUUUGUUUUAUGAAUUACGUCCGUCCGAUAGCUGCUCAAACUACGUACCUCAAUUCCGUCUAACUUUCGUCGCCACUGACGAACAAAAUGCCAGCGCAAUUUGGAGCCCAACCAUCAGAAUGUGCGCGUGCCAACAUGACGGUCAAUGUGUGGAGCCACAAGAAGGCGACGCAGUCAAGACUGACAGCAAGUUUGUAUACCUGGGCUGUGUGUGCCAGGGAGGGUACACAGGAAGGUUCUGUGACAGCGAGAUUAAUGCCUGCGAAUGGAAUGGUGAGCCGUGUUACGCGGGAGUUAAGUGCAUUGAUCUUCCUCCACCAGCUAAUUCCAGUGGAUAUGAAUGUGGACCAUGUCCAUCAGGGUACACAGGAAAUGGAGCGCAGUGUGUAGAUAUUGACGAAUGCAAAAAAAACUCGCCAAAGGAAUGUGAGCAUAAAUGCGUCAAUACCCCUGGUUCUUUCUUUUGUGAUUGUAACGAUGGAUUCAAGCUUAAAGAUGACAGGCGCAACUGUGAAGAUAUCGACGAAUGCUUUCCGACUAGUGACUGUAUGCAGAAUUGUAACAACGCCGUGGGAAGUUAUAACUGCUCAUGUAGAGAGUAUUUUAAAACUGACCCAACUGAUUGGAAGAAGUGUGUAGCCAAAAACCCAUGUACUUCUGACUCUGACCCUGGUUGCAAUCAUGUUUGCUACGAGGAUAGCAACAAGCAAGCAGCUUGUACUUGUAGAGCUAAUUUCGAGCUGCAAAGUGACGGAAAGACUUGUGAAGACAUUAAUGAAUGUGAUCCAACUAAAGACCUCCAUCGAUGCGAUCAGACUUGUACAAAUACCCCAGGAAGUUAUAUCUGUUCGUGUAAGAAAGGUUUUGAGUUGAAAAAAGAUGGCUACGGGUGUGAAGAUAUCAACGAGUGUUUGGAUGAUGACACGUACGAAUGUCCGGAUAAAAACCAGAGGUGCGUCAACACUCGUGGCUCUUACAGGUGUGAAUGUGUUCAAGACACGUAUUACUUUGAUGGAAAAUGCCAAGGUUUGAAGAAAAACCAGCCAAGUCCUAAGCUACCACUUCCUAAACCCCGUAACGCAUCAGAAUCCGAAAAGGAAGAAGCUGUUCAGUUCUCAAUUCCAAGUGGGAUUGAAUGGGACUAUGAUAGAGACAAGUCGUUUAAAACAGUAGUAGCGACAGUCGCAUCAGAUUUCUGCAAUAAGAACAGGAUUUUAUUUGCUAACGUUAACGCGCUAACGUGUUUUGAUUUUAUGCGUUUGCCGUUCUAUCCCUCCAGACGUUCUUCUUAUAACGUCCUUUACGACUAUGAGAAAGUUCAUCUCCUGCCUGGUUAUCCCAAGAACUCAUCAGACUCUCUCCAUUUAGCAUUUUACGUACUGCAGCCUGAUUUUCUCUUCAUCGGAAAUAGCUCAGUUCUUCCUCGUGACACUUUGGUGGCCAUUAUGACAGCUCACAAGCCCGACAUCGAGGAAGCCAUAGGAACAAACAUCUCUGGUAUAGAAGCUUUAUUUAAACCCCCCACAACUACUGAGUCACCAAUAGCAAGCAACAUGUAUCCCUACGGACCGCAGCAAAAAGACAAUGAAUUCGGUCUGGACGAUUCUCGUUAUUACUAUUAUUACUACUAUCGCCGUUGUUUGAAGAUCAACACAGAUUGGAUUGGAAUUCCGUUUUUCUCGGAGAGGCAUUACAAGCUAUAUAUUUGUCGAAAUGGUAUAAUUCAGCUGGACUAUGAGUGGAGCUGGUGGUGGCCACGGAAAUUUGGUAUCUACUGGUGGUUGAGAAACAUGGGUAUUAUUGCGCCUUUCUGGGCUACAACCGAUUCUUAUUUUGCCUUUAGAUACGGUCAUUCAAAGGUUUAUUAUCAAGUGUACAGGCAAGCCAAAGAAACAUCAAAUGAAAUUCUGGAUAUGGCUUCAAAGCAUGUGCAGAGCUACAACAAAGGAUUUGGCGACUUUAAGGCCACUUGGGUCCUUGUUGUGACCUGGGAAAAGCUCUGUCCAUACGUGUAUUAUCCAUACUACUAUUACUACCGAGACAUCAACGAGCAGAAUUUUCAGUUGAAUUGUCCCCGAAGUAACACCUUCCAAGCUGUCUUGAUAACCGAUGGGUUUAACGCAUUUUUGAUGUAUAACUACCCCCCUAAAGGAAUACAGUGGCUGGUUGACACAGAGCCGUAA